Molecule: messenger RNA, 1140 nt
Organism: Acromyrmex echinatior (Panamanian leafcutter ant)
Lineage: Eukaryota; Metazoa; Arthropoda; Insecta; Hymenoptera; Formicidae
Product: histone-lysine N-methyltransferase SETMAR-like
Molecular function (GO): nucleic acid binding
Source: RefSeq, a predicted model, not a curated record
AUGUUGCAUUUUAGUGACGAUCAUGUAUCCAGUUCCGAUCGUUUACAUAAAAUCUGCAAAAUAAUUGAUGAGUUACGAGAAGCAUUUUUUAAAAUUCUUUUACCUUACCGUAACCUGUGUAUAGAUGAAAGUCUGCUUCUAUACAAAGGCAGACUGUCUUUCAAGCAGUUUAUUCCAUCGAAGAGAAAUAGAUUUGGAAUAAUAUCGUUUGUUCUUUGUGACUGCAAGGCGGGUUAUAUUCAAGACUUUAUUGUUUAUACGGGGACUGAUACCACUGUAGGGACCGAACAUAAGGACUAUGGUAAAUCAGAAAGUAUUGUAAUGUCCCUCCUAGAACCAUAUUUAGGUAAAGGCCACAUCCUUUACGUCGACAAUUGGUACACGAAUAGAACCGACAUGAUCAUCAGCACUAUAAAUUCUACCCGAAAAACAACGAAGUAGUACAAAAAAUAUUUCUUUUAUAUGAUUGACAUGUGUUUAUGGAACUCAUAUUGCCUAUAUAAAUUGAAAACCGAUAAAACAAUAUCAAUUGCAAAAUUUCAACUGAAAUUAAUCGAUCAAAUUUUGAAGAAAUAUCAGGAAAAAACAAACCGUCAUCCUAUUAGACCCGGAAAUAAUCACUCAUCAAGACUCAACGGAAGAUAUUUUCCUUCUCUUUAUGAAGCUAAAGGAAAAAGUAGAUCGCGAAGCACCGAAGAUGCACCUGGAAGGCCAAAAGAGGCUACGAAUGCGGAAAUCGCAAAGCAAGUGCAUCGAAUCGUUUUGAGUGAUCGUAAAGUGAAGUUGCGCGAGUUAACUGAGGCCGUGGGCAUCUCAAAAGAAUGGGCGGGAUACAUUUUGCACGAUGUUUUGGAGAUGAAAAAGCUAUCGGCACGAUGGGUAUCGCGUUUGCUGACCAUCGACCAAAAACAGCAGCGCGUGAUGAUUCAACGGCCGACUUGGCCCCCAGUGACUAUUAUCUGUUCCCAAACCUCAAGCGGUGGCUCCAGGGAAAGAUUCACAUCGAAUGAGGAAGUCAUCGCGGAAACCGAGGCGUAUUUCAAAGGCUUGAACGUUUCGUACUACAGAAAGAGCAUCGAAAUGUUGGAAAAUCGCUAUACCAAGUGUAUCGCCCUCGAAGGCAACUAUGUUGAGGAAUAA